Messenger RNA from Folsomia candida, 1142 nucleotides. RefSeq lists its product as uncharacterized. Bases 81 to 614 code for a protein of 177 amino acids. The record is from RefSeq and is a predicted model, not a curated record. The transcript has 3 exons. NCBI's taxonomy places the organism in Eukaryota, Metazoa, Arthropoda, Collembola, Entomobryomorpha, Isotomidae.
AUGAAAUAUGCUGCAUUAUAUCAGUGACUGUCCGAGGUUAAGCACAAUUUAAUAAGUUAUAAUAAUAACUUCCAAAUAAGAUGUCCGGGGCGACAAAUACCGAGAUUCAAAUCAUUUUCAAAAGGUUUGGCUCAAUCGUGCCACAUUUACCCGUACCUAGGGGAGAGAUUACAGCCAGCGUUGAGAGCAAAUGGAUGGAUGUCAUGCGAGAAAAUGGGAUCGAGUUUAACCCUAAGAGUAGAUACGUGGUCAACAUUAAGGCUAAGAAGGAUGCACCGGCUGUACGUGAGUCGCGAAGUGGGAGAAGCACAAGAAUCCGGGAAGACGCUGCAGCGGUUAAUUUGACUGAAACGGAACAGCCCUUAACAGCCCAACGGAAUUUGAUCGCAGAGGACGCAGAAACCGUGAUUGUUCCAAGAAAAAAUACAGCUAGUGAAGAAGCCCAGCCACUUUUUGGGCAAAUUGCUACAUCCUCAACUUCCAUCAGAAGGCCCGCGUUUUUACCAGGGGAUGAAACCACCAACCAGGGUAAUGUGAUUAAAGAGGGAGAAGUUCAAGUUAGUGGACUUGUAAGGGCGGGAUUUGCACGAAUUAGCAACAGGGAUGUGAGCUAAAAAUGUCAUUGUUUAUGAUUUAACUUUUAACUAUUAUUUAUUUAGAUGCUGGACAUUUGGAAGGAGGUUAGGACGGUAAGGGAUAUGGAAAAAUUUAGCGCGAUAACUCGACUCAUGCCGUUCACUGCUGGAACCAUACGAUCCGUAUUUUUAGAUGGGUUGCAGAGUUUAGAGAAAGAUGAUAUCCAAAAAUAAUUAAAACAUUUUGAUGAAAAGGUUCAUAUGGUAUUUAAAAUUUUGGUGUAAAUUAUACAUACAUACAUACAUACAUAGGUUGUCACUUAUAUAAGUAAUAUCUUAUUAAUAUUGUCCCUUAGUAAAUUUCAGCUCAGAUAAUUAAAAAAUUAAUUUGUUCAUUUAAAUAGCAAAUGUAAACUAAAAUUGGAAUGUUUGUUCAGCCCUGUGGAUUAAAUUUUUUUCAGCGUUCGUCGACAUUGUAUAAGGAAUAUGAAAUUGGCAAAAAUGUUUGCUGAUAAAGUGUUAUUUUGUAAAUUAUCCCAGAAUAAUUAAACAUUAAGUUAUCGGUGA